Messenger RNA from Gavia stellata (red-throated loon), 1125 nucleotides. It is a transcript of the gene TMEM25, whose product is annotated as transmembrane protein 25. The record is from RefSeq and is a predicted model, not a curated record. The transcript is spliced from 6 exons. NCBI's taxonomy places the organism in Eukaryota, Metazoa, Chordata, Aves, Gaviiformes, Gaviidae. Gene Ontology annotation, biological process: negative regulation of excitatory postsynaptic potential. Bases 1 to 1125 code for a protein of 374 amino acids.
AUGGGGUGUCCCGGGGGCUGGCCGGGGGCUGCCCUUGCCUGCCUGCUGCUGCUGCUUGGCAUCCCAGCGCUCUGCUUGGCAGGGCUGGGGGAGCUGGGCCCCACCAUCGAUGGGCAGCCGCUGGCAGUGUGCACUCUGCGGGAGGAGGAGAGCUGUGCCUUCACCUGCCAGGCCCCCCCACCAGCCCCCGGCACCACGCUGGUGUGGUACCUCGACGGCCGGAAGCAGGAGGCAAACUGCUCAGCUGUGGGCACUGCCAGCACCUUCACUCUCACUGCUCAGCGCACCAACCGUGAGCUCAACUGCUCCCUGACGGACCCAGCCACCGGUGAGACCUACAACGCCUCCGUCCUCCUCGACGUGCAGUAUAAGCCGGAGAUUCUGCGGGCAGAUGCCCGCUACCAGGAGGUCGAGGGUGCUGGGCUCCUCCUGGUGCUCUUUGUACUGGUGCAAGCCAACCCACCCGCCAGCAUCACCUGGGUGGACCAGGAUGGGCGUGUGAUGGCCAACACCUCCGAGUUCCUCCUCCUGGGCACUACGCACUACCCGGGGCUGACCAACCACUCGCUCCAUGUCCACCUCGGCAGCAUGGCCGGCAAUAUCUCCAUCAGCGCUGCCAACAGUGUGGGCGUCACCACUACCUCCCUCCUGCCCCCAGGUCUGCUGGAUGCCCGUGUGGAGCUGCCCCUCCUGGGCAUCACUGUUGGAGCAGCCCUGGCCCUGGGCGCCCUCCUCAGCCUGGGCUCCUGUGCCGCCUGCCUGGCAUGCCACCGGGCCAAGCCGGUGCCAGAUAAGGGGCAAGCAGGAGGGAGCAGCCCGCUCAGACGCUGCUCCCGUUGCAGUAGCUCCAUGCACCCACAGCCCCAGGGUGCGCAUCUGCCCCGCCAGACCCGGUCCCUGCCACCCAACCUGCGCCUUGGUGACCUCAUGCAGGAGGCCGGAGCUUCCCCCAAGGAUGUGGGAGCCGGUGCCAGGGGAGAGGAGAGCACCCUGCUGGGGUUGGAGAACUCCCUGCCGGGGCCAGAGAACUCCCUGGUCCUCAGCAAGCUUGGUUUUAUCCAGCUCCCAAUGUCUGGGCGCAUCUACAAAGUGCCCAGCAUGAGCAGCGAUGAGAUCUGGCUGUAA